Messenger RNA from Gossypium raimondii (Peruvian cotton), 1527 nucleotides. Its product is annotated as U-box domain-containing protein 27. Gene Ontology annotation, biological process: protein ubiquitination. Gene Ontology annotation, molecular function: protein binding; ubiquitin protein ligase activity. Bases 110 to 1327 code for a protein of 405 amino acids. The transcript has a single exon. Lineage: Eukaryota; Viridiplantae; Streptophyta; Magnoliopsida; Malvales; Malvaceae. The record is from RefSeq and is a predicted model, not a curated record.
ACCUUCAACUUCUAAUUCUUUUUUUAUUUUCCUUCACUUUCUCUCUGAAAUUUCCUCGUUCUUUUCUCUGAUUUUCUUGCCGUCCAAACGAGUAAAAGAAAAAAAAACAAUGAGAAAAGACGAUUUGUACAUUACGAUUCCGAGUUUUUUUCGGUGUCCGAUAUCGUUGGACGUGAUGAAAUCUCCAGUGAGCUUGUGCACGGGCGUAACGUACGACCGAGCUAGCAUCCAACGGUGGCUAGACAGUGGCAACAACACGUGCCCGGCCACGAUGCAAGUUCUUCAAAGCAAAGAAAUCGUUCCGAACCGGAACUUACAACGACUCAUUCAGAUUUGGUCCGAUUCAGUCGCUCGACGUCAAGUCGACGCCGAAUCGGCGGCUCCCAGCUCAGUUGUUGUUCCCUCUCAAGAUCAGGUCAAACUCUUGGUCAAACAGCUCGACAAAAAUUGUUCUUCGUCUUUGGCGAAAAUAGUUUGUUUUGCUGGAGAAUCGGAGGAGAACCGCGAAUUCCUCGCAAGAAUGGACGGGUUGUUGACCGCGGUGUUUGAUUUCAUGAGGAAUGCGGAAUCGGAUAUCAAUUUAAUGGAACAAGUUGUUUCGAUUUUGGAUUUAAUACAAAGCAAAAUUCAGGACAAGAAGCCGUUGUUGGAAUCAAAUUGCUUGUCAACGAUUCUUCUCGUUCUACAACGAGGAACUUCAGAUUCGCAAAUCCAGUCGCUUCGAUUACUGGAGUCAAUUGCGAUCGAUGGAGAAUCGAAGCUCAAAAUCGCCGAGAAAGAGGGAUUACUACUCGAAUUAGUGAACUCGUUAAGUAAAGAGAAGGAUGAAAGGUUGAUCGAGGCGAGCUUAUCUUGUUUGAGCGCAAUCACAAAGCCCAAAAGAGUGAAAACCAAACUAAUCCAGUAUCGAACCAUUCCAGAAUUAAAGAACCUCUUAUCAGAACCAAACAUGAGCAUUUCGAUAAUCGAGAAAUCACUAAAACUGCUGGAAACGUUAUCGUUUUGCAAAGAAGGGAGAGCGGAGAUACGGCAUGAUUCGAACUUGUUACAAGCGAUUGUGCAGAAAGUGUUGAAAGCGUCGAGCAAAGCGACGGAGCAUGCAGUGACUGUACUUUGGAGCGUUUGUUGUUUGUUUAGAGAGGAGAAAGCGCAAGAAGCAGUGGUGGGAUGUAGUAACGGGCUGACCAAGUUUUUGUUGCUGAUGCAAAGCGAUUGUUCUUCAGCCACUAGGCAAAUGUCGGCGGAUUUGCUAAAGCUUUUUCGGGUAAAUUCCAACUCUUGUUUGUCAAGUUACGAUACUAAGACUACCCAUAUUAUGCCCUGUUGAUGAAUUUUGCUUCAGCUUUCUCUGUUCUUUUUUUUUUUCCUUCGAAGGGGGGAAAUUACCCAAAUGUUGUAAAUCGUUAGAAAAUUUUGUUAGAUCAAAUUACCCAAGAAUAUUGAAUGAAUCAAUUUGGUUUUCGUAUGCUUGUUUGUUGGUGCAAACGACAGUAAUGAAGAAUGACCCGUCGUUGCCGGGUUCUUGUA